AUGCUGAGCGGAGCGGCUGGGGCUGAGCGGCGUGGCGGAGCAGUGCUCGCUCCCUCGCUCACUCGCCGCUCGCUCGCAGGGACACACGCAGGGGCUGACAGCUGUGCUGGUGCUGAUAAGGGAAGCCACAAGGAGACGAUCGAGGAGAGAGACAAGCGGCAGAAGAGGCAGCAGCGGCAGAGGCAGCACCAGGGCUGCGGAGCUGCUGGGAGUGGGAGUGACUCCCCCACCUCGGGCCCCCACCCUGUCCCCAUCCUCUUCCCGCUUGCCCUGAGUUUAGAAGAGCAGCUGCUGCCACCACCACCACUCCGGAGGGCACCAGGGCUACUGGCUAGAGAGGGACAGGGGCAAGAAGCUCUGGCCAGUUCCAGCAGCCGGGGACAGAUGCCGAUCGAGAUUGUGUGCAAAAUCAAAUUUGCUGAGGAGGAUGUGAAACCCAAGGAGAAGGAAGCAGGGGAUGAGCAGAGCCUCCUGGGGGCUGCUCGGGGGGCAGCAGCCCCCCGGGACCUGGCCACCUUUGCCAGCACCAGCACUCUGCAUGGGCUGGGUCGGGCCUGUGGCCCAGGCCCCCAUGGACUGCGCAGGACCCUGUGGGCACUGGCCCUACUCACCUCGCUGGCUGCCUUCUUGUACCAGGCAGCAGGCCUGGCCCGGGGCUACCUGACCCGGCCUCACCUGGUGGCAAUGGACCCCGCUGUCCCAGCCCCAGUGGCAGGCUUCCCGGCGGUCACCCUCUGCAACAUCAACCGCUUCCGGCAUUCGGCACUCAGUGAUGCCGACAUCUUCCACCUGGCCAAUUUGACAGGGCUGCCCCCCAAAGACAGGGAUGGGCACCGUGCUGCUGGCCUUCGCUACCCCGAGCCCGAUAUGGUAGACAUCCUCAACCGCACUGGCCACCAGCUUGCCGACAUGCUCAAGAGCUGCAACUUCAGUGGCCAUCACUGCUCCGCCAGCAACUUCUCUGUGGUCUAUACUCGCUAUGGGAAGUGUUAUACCUUCAACGCGGACCCGCAGAGCUCUCUACCCAGCCGGGCAGGGGGCAUGGGCAGCGGCCUGGAGAUCAUGCUGGACAUCCAGCAGGAGGAAUACCUACCCAUCUGGAGGGAGACAAAUGAGACAUCAUUUGAGGCAGGCAUCCGAGUGCAGAUCCACAGCCAGGAGGAGCCACCCUACAUCCACCAGCUGGGGUUUGGGGUGUCCCCAGGUUUUCAGACCUUCGUAUCCUGCCAGGAACAGCGGCUGACCUAUCUGCCCCAGCCCUGGGGCAACUGCCGGGCAGAGACUGAGCUGAAAGAGCCUGAGCUUCAGGGCUACUCAGCCUAUAGUGUAUCUGCCUGCCGGCUGCGCUGUGAGAAGGAGGCUGUGCUUCAGCGCUGCCACUGCCGGAUGGUGCACAUGCCAGGCAAUGAGACCAUCUGCCCGCCAAAUAUCUACAUCGAGUGUGCUGACCACACCCUGGACUCCCUGGGUGGGGGCUCCGAGGGCCCCUGUUUCUGCCCUACACCCUGCAACCUGACGCGCUAUGGGAAAGAAAUCUCCAUGGUCAAGAUCCCCAACAGAGGCUCAGCUCGGUACCUGGCAAGGAAAUACAACCGCAACGAGACCUACAUACGGGAGAAUUUCCUGGUGCUAGAUGUCUUUUUCGAGGCUCUGACCUCUGAAGCUGUGGAGCAGCGAGCAGCCUAUGGCCUGUCGGCCCUGCUGGGAGACCUCGGGGGACAGAUGGGCCUGUUCAUUGGGGCCAGCAUCCUCACCCUGCUGGAAAUCCUUGACUACAUCUAUGAGGUGUCCUGGGACCGACUAAAGCGGGUAUGGCGGCGUCCCAAGACCCCUCUGCGGACCUCCACUGGGGGAAUCUCUACCUUGGGGCUGCAGGAGCUGAAGGAGCAGAGUCCCUGCCCAGGCCGGGGCUGUGCUGAGGGCGGGGGGGCCAGCAGCCUGCUCCCCAACCACCACCACCCCCACGGCCCCCCAGGAGGCCUCUUUGAAGACUUUGCUUGCUAG
Messenger RNA from Otolemur garnettii (small-eared galago), 2004 nucleotides. It is a transcript of the gene ASIC4, whose product is annotated as acid sensing ion channel subunit family member 4. Gene Ontology annotation, cellular component: membrane. NCBI's taxonomy places the organism in Eukaryota, Metazoa, Chordata, Mammalia, Primates, Galagidae. The record is from RefSeq and is a predicted model, not a curated record. Gene Ontology annotation, biological process: sodium ion transmembrane transport. Gene Ontology annotation, molecular function: ligand-gated sodium channel activity.